AUGUGAUGUUACUUGCAAAAAAGAACAAACUGAAAACUCCUUUUCCUUUUCAUCCAUGUUUCAAGCAAAGAACAACUCUGCCAUAUGUCUUAAUCAAAGUACCUUAAACAAUGUCUCGUCGGUGCUGUCGCCGUCGAUAAUAAGGUGUCUCAGCGAUAUAUCGGAGAUGGACACGGUUCAUCUCAGUGUCGAUCUAGUGUCGGCGGCGAGACGAAUUGUUGGGUUCUUGAGAAGUGUUAAUGAAUGUCAGUGGCUUCAUCAGAGACCAACUAUUAUUGAAGCAAUAAGGAGGUAUGAUGAGGUAUGGAUGCCAUUGAUUUCUAAUCUGACGGUGGUGGGGUCAACGCCUCCUUUGGUUUUGCCACCUUUUGAUGUUGAAUGGGUUUGGUUUUGUCACACCUUGAAUCCAGUUGGUUACAAGAAAUAUUGCGAGUCAAGGUUCUCAAAACUAAUAGGAAAACCAUCGAUUUUCAAUGAGGAAAAUGAAGAAUAUGCAUUGAUGAGAUGUAAAGAAAUUUGGGUUCAAAGAUAUCCGGCUGAACCUUUUGAGAAUGAAGUAGAAUCAGAUUCUCAAGACCCACCAUUACUAAAUGAAGAUCUUUUCAAUGAAGUUCAAAAGCACAAGCUUUUAUACUCAAAAUUUUCACAACCAUAUUUGUAUGAGUUAGUGUAUUUGAUAGCUGCUAGACAAAGAUACAAAGGAUUUCUAUAUAUGAUCCAAAGAUUUGGAGAUGGGUGCUUUAGGUUUGUGCCUGCUUUUGAUAUUCUCCUAAUGCUGCUUACACACCAGCAGAGCUAUCCAACAGCAUAUGCAGAUGAUUUGAAGGACAUGUGGGAAAACAUGGCGAAGGUGGUGGGGUUAUGGGAGACAGUGCAAGAAAAAGAAGUGGAAGAAACAAACAAGAUCUGGGAAAGAACCUUCGAUGAACCUUAUGAAAAAGCUGGAGGUGAGAUAGCUAUGGCCAAGCGACCAAUCUAUUGGGAGAUUUCAGAUGUUGAUGUCAACACUAAAUAUAAGUCCAUGAUCCCAAGAUUCCUACUUGAGGUAUGCAUUUUUGUGAGGCUCAAUGCUCGGAUGAAGGCAACGAAUGGGGACAUGAAACACAAUUUCCUCCGUCUCCGGAUGGUAAGAUGUCACAGGGAGUUGAAGCUUGAUAAAUCGAUCCCCGAUUUUUCGUAUGAUUCAUGGCGGAAAGCUUGGCAUUUGUACUGUGAGUUUGGAACUCGAGGAUUGAUCGUUGAGUUUCGUGGCCGUGGUGGUCACUGCUUCAAAGGAAGUAAAUUGGUGAACUCAAUGCCAUUUUCUUGGAAUGAUUUGCUAAGGGCACCUUCUAUUACUUUGACAAGAGAAAUUGAUCAAGUAAGAGUUCUUGCUUCUGUAACUCCCCCAGUUCAAGCACCAUACCUAUUGAAAUGUGUUCCGGAUAGAGUUACGGAUGAUUCUGGAGCAAUGAUAUCCGAUGUGAUCCUAAAAUUAAACAAUUACCGGCCCCAGAAAGGUCGUUGGUUGUCUCGCACGGUUCUAGACCAUGCUGGGAGAGAGUGUUUUGUUGUUAGAAUAAGAGUGGGAGAAGGGUUUUGGAGAAGAGGAGCUGAAACUCCUUCUGCCGUAAAUCGGGAGGAUCGAAUAAUUGAGAUUCGUGAAGGUUCUUGGUCUUAUGUUGCCGGCUCUAUCGGUAGAGCUCCCGAGAAAGUGGUAGGAACAGCAACACCGAAGGAAUCUCCGGAUCAGUGGCAAGCAGCAUGGCAGUUUUCAACAGGAGAUGAGUUACUGAUAAAUUGCGGAUCUUCGACAUCGAGUUCCAGCCUAAGUUUUAGCAUGAAAAGUAGAGAAUCAUCGGAUUCAUUUGUGAUGUUGUUGAGGGGCAGGAAAAUGCAAUAUCGAGAUAAAGAAACCGAAAGCAAAGUAGCAGAAGACGAACAGGAAGAUGAUGAUGGAUUCGUGACUCUCGUAAGGUUUACCGAAGAGAAUCCGACAGGAAGAGCAACAGCACUGCUUAAUUGGAGGCUGUUAGUGGUAGAAUUAUCGCCCGAAGAAGAUGCCAUUUUGGUCCUUCUACUUUGUAUCUCGAUAUUACGUACGGUAUCAGAGAUGACCAAGGAAGAUGCCGGGGGUUUAUUGGUAAGACAGAGGUUGAAGGAAGCGAAGGUCGGCGCUAGAGACUGGGGAUCCAUCGUACUCCAUCCUUCUUCACUAUCCUCAUCCAAUACUUCACCUUAUCUACAACCUUGGUAUUGGAAUGCUAGCCAAGUAAUGGCACAACAUGAAGAUACCGGUAACACAAGAAAACCGGCACCGGUCGAGGGCGGUGAUAUGUUGUACAGGCGAGGGAUCAUUACAUAAGAAAUACUUGAGAAAGGAUUUUAAUACCCUUUUCUUUAAUUUUUUUUUAUUAUUUGCAGAUACUACCAUUAAAAUAUAACAUGAGUUAUAAAAUUAUAGUAAUUACUUAAA
This is a messenger RNA of Gossypium raimondii (Peruvian cotton), 2455 nucleotides long. RefSeq lists its product as uncharacterized. The record is from RefSeq and is a predicted model, not a curated record. Lineage: Eukaryota; Viridiplantae; Streptophyta; Magnoliopsida; Malvales; Malvaceae. The coding region runs from base 56 to 2344 and encodes 762 amino acids. The transcript has 8 exons.